This is a messenger RNA of Scophthalmus maximus (turbot), 2527 nucleotides long. RefSeq names its product far upstream element (FUSE) binding protein 1 (gene fubp1). The record is from RefSeq and is a predicted model, not a curated record. Gene Ontology annotation, cellular component: cytoplasm; nucleus. Gene Ontology annotation, biological process: regulation of DNA-templated transcription. Lineage: Eukaryota; Metazoa; Chordata; Actinopteri; Pleuronectiformes; Scophthalmidae. Gene Ontology annotation, molecular function: mRNA binding. Bases 1 to 2127 code for a protein of 708 amino acids. The transcript has 20 exons.
AUGAAACCCGCCAUCUUGUCGCGCCGAGCAGGAGAAGAAGAUAUGGCCGACUACAGCAGCGUGGCUCCGCCGUCCUCUAACGCCGGUGGCGGGAUGAACGACGCUUUUAAAGACGCUCUGCAGCGAGCACGACAGAUCGCAGCGAAGAUCGGUGGCGACGGCGUUGCGGCACCUCCAACCAGUGAAUUUGGCUACGGAGGCCAGAAAAGGCCCCUGGAGGACGCUGGUGGGUAUUUUCCCAUGCCUAACCUGAAUAUCGACCAACCAGAGACCAAGAAAGUGGCUACAAAUGACGCCUUUUCAGCAAUGGGAGGAAUGGGUGGCGGUCCCCCAAGGUCAUUAUCAGAAGAGUUCAAGGUUCCCGAUGGCAUGGUUGGAUUCAUUAUCGGAAGAGGAGGCGAGCAAAUAUCACGUCUGCAGCAAGACUCUGGAUGUAAAAUACAGAUCGCCCCUGACAGUGGAGGAAUGCCAGACCGGUCUGUGACGUUAACAGGACCACCAGAAUCGAUCCAAGCUGCAAAGAGGCUACUAACAGACAUCGUUGAGAAGGGACGUCCAGCUCCAGCGUUCCACCACAACGACGGCCCGGGAAUGACCGUUCAAGAGAUCAUGGUUCCAGCCUCUAAAGCUGGACUCGUCAUUGGAAAGGGAGGAGAAACCAUCAAAAGCCUGCAGGAAAGAGCUGGCGUGAAGAUGGUCAUGAUCCAAGAUGGACCUCAAAACACUGGCGCAGACAAACCGCUCCGUAUUUCGGGAGAGCCCUUUAAAGUUCAGCAAGCAAAAGAGAUGGUGAUGGAGCUGAUCAGAGACCAGGGCUUCAGGGAGCAGAGGGGCGAGUAUGGCUCGAGGGUCGGAGGAGGUGGAGGAGGAGGAGGAGGAGGCGGCGGUGGCGGCGGAGGAGGAGGAGGAGGAGAUAGCUUGGAUGUCCCCGUCCCCCGGUUUGCAGUGGGUAUCGUUAUUGGCAGAAACGGAGAGAUGAUCAAGAAAAUACAGAAUGACACAGGCGUCAGGAUUCAGUUUAAACCAGAUGACGGCAGCACACCCGAGAGGAUAGCCCAGAUCAUGGGUCCUCCCGACCAGGCCCAGCACGCAGCCGAGAUCAUAUCCGACCUUCUGAGGAGCGUACAGGCCGGAGGACCUCCAGGUCACGGCGGCGGCAGAGGGCGUGGCCGCGGGCAGGGCAACUGGAACAUGGGCCCCCCUGGUGGCCUGCAGGAGUUCACCUUCACUGUCCCGACCAUGAAGACCGGCCUCAUAAUUGGGAAAGGUGGCGAGACAAUCAAGGGCAUUAGCCAGCAGUCUGGGGCCAGGAUCGAGCUACAGAGGAAUCCUCCACCCAACGCCGAUCCCAACAUCAAAAUGUUUACAGUCAGAGGCUCCCCACAACAGAUAGACUACGCGAGGCAGCUGGUGGAGGAGAAAAUUGGGGGACCAGUCACUCCAAUGGGUGGCCCACACGGUCCCCCCGGUCCCCAUGGAGGUCCAGGCCCACACGGUCCCCCUGGACCACCUGGACCCCCCGGGGCUCCCAUGGGUGGUCCAUACAACCCUGGACCGUACAACCAGGGACCUCCAGGGCCACAUGGUCCUCCUGCGCCUUACCAGCCUCAGGGAUGGGGCAACGGCUACCAGCACUGGCAGCAGGGUCAGCCCGAUCCAAGUGCGUACACUGAUAAAGCAGCAGCUGAUGCCAACGCCGCGGCGUGGGCUGCCUACUACGCCCAGUACGGCCAGCAGCCGCAGGCUCCCAUGACCCCGACGAGCGGAGCCCCUGGCACGACUCAAACCAACGGCCAAGGUGACCCACAGGCUGCAGGUCUGAGUGGACAGGCAGAUUACUCCAAGGCCUGGGAGGAAUAUUACAAGAAAACGGGUCAACAGGGUCAACAACCUCCAGACUACACGAAAGCCUGGGAGGAGUAUUACAAGAAACAAGGUCAAGCGACCCCUCAGGCCACCGCAGCAGCAGCAGCAGCGGCGGCGGCAGCGGCAGCCGCCCCCCAGCCCGGGGGCCAGCCCGACUACAGCGCUGCAUGGGCAGAGUACUACCGGCAGCAGGCUGCUUACUACGGUACAGCCAACCCCCAGUCGAUGGGCACAGCACCACAAGCCCCUCAGGGCCAGUAAUGUGAAGUGGACAUAAAGUAAAUGCUUCAUUGUCGAAAAAACAAAACCCUUUGUUUAAUGUUUGGAUGCAGACGCCUUGAUGAAGAUCUUAAAUUUCCUUGGUUUGAAAAAGUGUUUCACAUAGAUGAUGGCAGAUUUCCCGGCGAACACAUCCUCCUCCUCCUCCUUUAUUUUUUGUCUCUUCUAUAUAUUUUUGUUGUUUUCUCUUGUAAAUGCUUUUUGUUUUUAGUGAGGUAAUUAUACACAUGGUUCAUUCCAGCCCCUGUAUCUACAUUAAAUGUGCUUAGUAGAAGUCAUGUUUAAUUCAACUGUUGACAUUACCAUGUAAAUCAUCUCAGUUUUAAAAAUGCUAUUUGUGCUCCCAUGUUGUGUUUUUGCAAUAAAACAAACUGAAACCUCC